GUCAACGGCACCACCAAGGAAGAAUCGAUACGACAAGGGUAGAAGACGCAUAUACACACGCUACUCAUCACUACUCUAUCUCAUCAUCACCCCUCCUUCAUACAUGGCCUCUACCUCUGCUUCGUCCUCGACGAUAUCGCCCAAUCGCCAUCCUCGCGUCGGCCUCGCAGUCUUCCUCGUAGAUGACCGCGGAUACGUCCUCAUCGGCAAGCGCAAGGGCGCCCAUGGCAGCGGUACCCUCGCCCUACCCGGUGGACAUCUAGAAUGGAAUGAAUCCUUUGAGGAGUGCGCCGCUAGAGAGGUACUUGAAGAGACGGGGGUGGAGAUAGGAUCUCAUUUGGGCGAUGACGAGGUGGGGACAGCAGCAGGAGGGGGACCGUUGGAGGGACAGGGAGUCAAGUUCCUCACUGCCCUCAAUUGUACGGGCAUCACUGGCGGGCAAACCACAUCGCCGGAUGGACUACACUACGUCACCAUCUUCAUGAGAGCAAGGGUACACCGUAAGCCGGGGGAGCAGGAAGUGCCGGUCAAGCUGAUGGAGCCGGAGAAAUGCUCCGGGUGGGUCUGGGUACCUCUCAAGUAUCUCUUUUCCAACGCAGAGGCCCAAGCCUCCCUGGAGCGUAUGGAGGCAUCCGCACAGCAGCAAGGAAUCAGCCUAGGUGCCUCUAUGGAGAAGCUCCUCUUGGCCCAGCGACUGGGAGAACGAAUGCGGGAUGGCCAAGCAGCAGGAACAGAUGGUACUUCGGCGAUGCGAGGCGCUACAUUCGCUGGGAAAGCUGACGGGGAUCGCUUUGGGCCGCUGGAAGACGAGGAGUACGUUGCGUAUGCCCUCGCAGAUGAUCUGGCGCAAGGGGCCGUGCUAUUCAGGCCACUGACGGACCUCUGCAGGCAGCAGGAGAAGCUGCUAAGGGAAGAGCUAACCCCUACUACCCACGCCUCUUCGCCGUCAAAAUAUCGCUCCCCUGUGACCUCUCCUCGCAAGUCGGCAGCCGCUGCUGCUCCCCAGCUCCCGUCCGGGAUCCUAGAUCAAGACGCCACAGCCGUGAUCAACCAAGCCCUCUCCUCACCUCCCCACCUCAAGCACACCCUCACUCUCACUUUCCCCACUCCCACGCCGCGACAUGCACAGCAUCUCGCCUCGAUCCUCUCCGUGGACAAGCCUCUGCGGCCAAAUGAUACUUCCAUCAAGUACGAGCCACGCGCGGCAAGUCUGAGCGUGGAGCUCAAGACUAGCACAGUGAGGCUUCUGAGACUAGCGGGGAAUUCGCUCUUGGAGGAUGUGGCGCUGGUGCUUAGGACCAUGCAGGCUUUCCCCGGACCUGGAGGGGUUGGUGCCGGGAAGCGUGUGGAAGGAGUGGUUCUUCAUCAGCAGGAGACGGGAGAGGGAGCGGCUGGUGAGCAGGAAGUCUUUGAAGAAGGGACAGUGGGAAAAGUAGAGAGACCUGGGGCUUAGAGCAAGGAGGCAGCAUCGCACCUACCGGCAGCAUUGCCUAGAUGCCCAGCCGCCCGUCUCGCUCGUCACGCGAAGCAUACUAACACGCAGAGCAGUCUAGACGGGCCAUUGCGCCCAACAAUGCAGUAUCUAAUGGAUAUGUCAUUACUUGCAAGAGCACUGCUCCCUCGGCUCCAACACACACAUCGAUCUCUCUCGUGUCAAGCAAGUGCUGCAGCUCAAACGCGCUCGAGAACCAGUGCGAUUCCCUGUCCACCACCGAUGCACGCGCUGACUACGGCGUGCUUCUUGUCCAGUCGGAUGAGGUUGUGAACAGCAUUCGCAGUGAUUCUGGCGCCUGACGCGGCGAGCGGGUGACCCA
This is a messenger RNA of Microstroma glucosiphilum, 1814 nucleotides long. RefSeq lists its product as hypothetical. Gene Ontology annotation, cellular component: cytosol. The transcript is spliced from 3 exons. NCBI's taxonomy places the organism in Eukaryota, Fungi, Basidiomycota, Exobasidiomycetes, Microstromatales, Microstromataceae. Gene Ontology annotation, molecular function: 8-oxo-7,8-dihydrodeoxyguanosine triphosphate pyrophosphatase activity. Gene Ontology annotation, biological process: dGTP catabolic process. The coding region runs from base 104 to 1453 and encodes 449 amino acids. The record is from RefSeq and is a predicted model, not a curated record.